AAAGGAUUGUUGUCUAUGCAUAAUCUGAAACCUGAACUAAACGAAGCUGUAAGUUCACAAGAGGCAGAAAUGGCCUCAAAAUUUGAUGAAACCCAGAUUAGCUUGGUCAAGCAAUUUGUUGGAUUGUGUAAAGCGAAGCCUGAAUAUUUACAUGCUCCACAGCUGAAGUUCUUCAAAGAUUGGCUGGAGAGCAUUGGAGGUCAGGUUCCUCCACUACCAGAAAAACCUAAAGAACCAGAGCCACCUCCAAAACUGACUGAGGAGCCUUCAAAGCCAACCAAGGAACCUCCAAAAUCAGCAGAGGAGCCUCCAAAACCAGCAGAGGAGCCUCCAAAACUGACUGAGGAGCCUUCAAAGCCAACCAAGGAACCUCCAAAAACAGCAGAGGAGCCUCCAAAAACAGCAGAGGAGCCUCCAAAAACAGCAGAGGAGCGAGGCUGCAGCAGAAGAACCUGUGGACAGUGAGAGUGAGGAAAGUGAUGUUGAAAUUGACAAAGAAGGAUGCAUUGAGCCAGAUAACGAUGAACCUCAACAAAUGGGAGAUUCAAGCAUUGAGGUUACAGACGAAAUGAGGGAUGAAUCCUCCUCAAAGAGAAUGGAAGCUAUGACGGCAAUGAAUGAAGGAAACUUUGAGGAGGCACUCAAGCUGUUUACUGAAGCUGUUCUUAAGAAUCCAUCUGCAAGCAUGUAUGCUAAACGAGCAAGUUGUUUUAUUCGGAUGAAAAAACCAAAUGCAGCCAUUAGGGACUGUGAUGAGGCUAUCAAGAUCAAUCCCGACUCUGCCCAACCAUACAAAUGGAGAGGACGAGCACACAGACUCCUGGGUCAUUGGGCAGAGGCUGCUAAGGAUCUUGCUGUGGCAUGUAAACUGGACUUUGAUGAACAGGCUGAUGAGUGGCUGAGGGAAGUAAAACCUAAGGCACAACUUCUACUAGAACAUCAGAGAAAAUAUGAACGGAAACGUCUAGAGAAAGGAGAGAAGAAGAAAAUGGACAAAAUCAAAAAGGCAAAAGAAGCUCAAGAAAAAGCCAGGAAGGAGGAAGAAGAAAGGACAAAAAGGACACGAGGGUCCACAACAUAUCGAAGUGGCUUUGAAGUUCCUGACCCAGGGGUCUACCCUGAGGAAGAUGCGUUCCCUCAUCCCGGAGGUCCGGGAGGACCAGCCACUGGAGGGGCCGAUACACCAAACUUGAACGCGCUACUGAGUGAUCCAGAGUUGUUGGAAGCUUUUCAGGAUCCUGAAGUGAUGGCCGCCUUCCAAGACGUGAGCCAAAACCCAGCAAACCUCUCAAAAUACCAACAUCUUCCCAAAGUCCAGAUGAUCGUCGACAAACUCGCCGAGAAGUUUGGUCCCGCGGGAUCUGAACCGCCACCUGAUCCUAGCGAGUUUUCCGGGGGUGGAUUUCCCGGUGGGGGUUUUGGAGGUGGAUUUGGAGGCGGGUUUCCUGGCGGGGGCUUUGGAGGUGGCUUUCCCGGCGGGAUGUCAUUUGGGAACAUGUUUGGCGGCGGGAGGUGAAUUGUAGUGAACUCGAAUUGUACGGUGGAGAUCCUUUCUUUUUCCUUUUUUACUGCGCGAAAGGAAAACGUGUAACAUUAACAUGUGAUUUUGGACGUAAGCUAUGUAUUGUAAUCUUAAUACACAUAAAUUACUCUGUGUUCAGAAUAGAGAGACCUUCCUAUUUCUUUAAAAGUAACGUGCAGCCAAUCUCGUAUUAGCCGAGGGCGGUAAUGAGUUCGUAGUCAUUCUACAAUUUCUACCAGAAACCGAAAGGGAGGCUCUGUUCCAUCCAGUAAAAGUGCUUGACAAUAGUCUCCCUUCCAGCCCUUUCCGGCGUCGUCACGCAAGCGAAAACUCCCCCACCAACGGCUGCUCACAUUCGAACAACAUUCCUUUCCGGAAAUUGGCCAAUCAGCAUUUACUUACCAUAUUCUGGAAAGCGUUCGCGCCUCAAUAAUCAAACCAAUCACAGAGUUCGUAUUAUCCGAGCGUUGAAACUGACAAAAUGGCGUCUGUUGAAGACGCUUUCGACUCAGUGCGAGAUACUUUUGGUAUUGAGAACUUGAAUUCGCAUCAGAGAGAAGCCAUAACAGUAAUUAUAGAAGAACUUUAUAGAAGAACUUUAUAGAAGAACUUUAUUAGAAGCUUGUAGCACUCGCGACAAAUUGAUCGCUCUCUCGAGUUAGAAUAGCUGUAGAGGUCAACAUCGAUACAAGCCUUUAUUAUCUCAGGAAAAUACCAAGCACUUCUCCCAAAUAAACAGUUUUUAUCUUUAGAAACAGCAGAAGAGCAAACAAAACAGCGAUCAUUAUCUGAUAUUUUCUUCGGAGUUUCGAUAACAUCGCAUUCCAUCUUUAGAAACUAACGCUAACGCGCUUCCUGUGAAUUCGCGGGAAUAAAAAUAUCGCGUGUUCAUUGGUUGUUUGUUAGACAAUAAUAUAUAUUAUUGAGACUUUAUUUUGAUUGGAUAACACAUUACAAUGGGAAAGGAAUGUUGUUCGAAAGUGAGCAGCCGUUGGUGGGGGAGUUUUCUCUUGCGUGACGACGCCGGACAUGGCUGGAAGGGAGACUAGCUUUACAAGUGAGGUCAACUUAUAUCCUAAUUGUCAGUUUACAAUUGAACUUUUAGUCGUUAUACCGUUGUACUGACAGAAGCCAUUUGCUGACGCAGUUUGAACUAUUACUAACUCUUAAAAACUACAAACUGAAAAUAGGCAAGAUCAUAACACCGUUAAUAAACUUGUAGCACCAAUAAAUGCAGCACUUAAUCUCAAAGCAAGUUCUUGAAAGGUAACAAAUGAUCUGUGGUGCCAACAAAUAAAUCUUUCUCUUUCCCUGAA
Molecule: messenger RNA, 2838 nt
Organism: Stylophora pistillata
Lineage: Eukaryota; Metazoa; Cnidaria; Anthozoa; Scleractinia; Pocilloporidae
Molecular function (GO): protein dimerization activity; Hsp70 protein binding
Source: RefSeq, a predicted model, not a curated record